Messenger RNA from Ruditapes philippinarum (Manila clam), 1949 nucleotides. RefSeq lists its product as uncharacterized. The transcript has 3 exons. NCBI's taxonomy places the organism in Eukaryota, Metazoa, Mollusca, Bivalvia, Venerida, Veneridae. The record is from RefSeq and is a predicted model, not a curated record. Bases 38 to 625 code for a protein of 195 amino acids.
CUAAAAAUAGAUAACGGAAAUACCAGCGUACUUCCAAAUGUCAAUAAUGGCGUGUCGAAAUUCACUGCUCGCUGCUUGUUUAAUUGGAUAUAUGUGUUCUAUAACUACCACACACAUUACAUUCAAUGACGAGCCAUCAAUUUAUUCACAACUAAAUUGGACAUGUCCAGCUGAUAAGCCAUUUAUGAUUAAAACCGGAAAUUGGUCUAUUUGUGUUUCAUCAUGUGGACCUAAAAUGGUGGCAGAUGGUAAAAACUGUAUAAAAGUUGAAGAUUGUAACAAACCUGUGCUGUCGGAUGGAUACUGCAUUGAAAUGUGUGACGAAGGCUAUUUAUAUGUAACGUUUGACCAAGACCUUGGCCAAGACUGUGGAACCGAAUAUGCUGAUUGUUCAUAUGGAGAGGAAAAUAUUGAGCAGAAAUUGUGUGUAAAGAAAUCAUUUCUUAUUUUGAAAUUAGUAUGCUAUGUUAUUGGAACAAUUCUAUAUAUCGCCUUUCUGCUGAUGUUCUUCUCAACGUGGCAGUUCCCAUGCAUUAAAUUGAUAAUGUGGAUCAAAUCAAGGAAUCAGCUACAAAAGACUUCGUCACGUGAAAUAUUGUGUAAUGAUGACGUCACAGAUGACUGAUUUCGUGGAAAUUAAAUCGUACAGACACGUUAUGCCAUUUCAACGUCUCAUGUUCUUUGUAAUAUCAGAUUAAAGUGCACCGACAGCGGUAUACAUGUGCCGUUAAUAUAUACUUUUUAUUACCUUUUAUUACUAUGCUAUGAUCUGUUUCCAAAACACGGGAAUAUCUUUAAAAAUACACAUACACAUUUUACUGGAAUUUUGACAACAUGCGUCCUUUUCUUAUGAAUACAUAUUAGUCUUAUUUUUGAUAAAUAUUUGAUAAAUAAAAAACACCUAAAAUCCAACAACAUUAGGACCCAGAAGUUAAAGAUUUUUGAUUUAUUGCAUUUUUACUUAAGUCGCUUACAUCUGCAUGUAUUCAAAUGAGUAUAAUUAUUAAUAAAAUAAUAAAAUUAGUUCAAGUAAAAAUGUUUAUAAUUUUCAUGUUUUUGUUUAAAGAAAAUUAUAAAUAAAAGAUAUAACGAAACGCUAAAUUAUCAUAUCAGACAUUAUUUUUAUAUGUCCGAAUCGCGGUAAUGCAUCAAUCGUUAAUUCAUUUAUUACACAAGCUCAUUUUUAAAUGCACCCUCCUGUUCCUGCAGAUGCUAAUGAACAAAAAAGGUGAUAUACCUUUAAAUUUCUAGCGGAGUGGGGGUGCUAAAUUUUCUCUUCUUUAUCCAUUUAAUAACAUAACUGCAAGAAUAUAAUGACUCACGGAUGUUUUCCUUCACGUUUCAGCAUAACAAAACAUCCUACUACUUUUAUUAUAAAGCGAACCGAAACAAUUACCGAAUUUACUAGAGAAAACAUCACGUUUUAUUCGAUUUAAAGAAAACUGCAAAGUAUAAUAGUUAGUUGUUAAGUUCAACAGCGAACGCGAGUGAUUUUAGGCUUUUUGUUAUUAAACAUUUUGCGAAGGGAGAGAAAUCAAGGGUUAUCCCUGGGCAGAACGUUCAAGGAUUAUCUCCUAUUUACAAUGUUUUAUCUGGAAACUGUACUGUAUUCUAUUCUUUCUAAGACUUUUUUCAUUGGUGCUUUGACAUACAAUUUCACUCAUGACGAUUUCUCUAGAGGAAUUUCCUUCAGCAAUAUUAAUAUUCAGAAAACCGAUUUUAUAUGAUACCAAACAAUCACGUUGUUUGACUUUUAUUCAGAAUAUUCUUAUCGACCUGUGCAUUAUAACUUCAUGGCCAGGAACGGACGUUUUAAAUUGGUGAUAUUAAAUGGUGUAUUUUGCAGUAAGCAAGUUUUUGAGGAUGACCACACUUACAAUAUAAUCGUCACCAACAAUUUCCUAUCUAGAAUAGAUGUAUCUGUCAGAUAGUAAAAUCGUUUAAUCAUG